AUGUCAUCCAGCUCCCGACGGACCACCCCUAACAUCGACGUCAUCAGCCAAGUAUUCUCCAAUCCGUAUCUUCGGUAUCUGAUUUUCCAUGAUAUUCAUCAAAAACUACUGGCUCCGUUACUUAGAGUAUCCAAAUUGUUCUUAGAAGGAGGUGCGGAAUCCUUGUAUAGGGAUUUUGAUUAUCAGAAUUAUCACAAAUUGGUGAAGAGGUGUGAAAAUGAGGAACGACUCAACCUCUAUCUCGGAUGCGUAAGAGCCGUUGAUCUAUCGAACCUCACACGUACCAUCCAAGUUGCCAAAUGGUCUUCCCUUCUAUCCUCUUUCACCAAUGCGACCCUUAUCAAACGUUACCACGAUAUUCUUACUCGGCAAUCUACCUCUGGCGAUCCCCAAUCGACUCCUGAAUACACUUACUCUUAUCCACAUGCUGAACAUCUCACUAAGAACAGUCAGGAGGUGCCGAAGGGAAGACCCGGCAUACCCAAGUUGUGGAAACAAGUCAAACGUUUGACAUUGAAUGCGUACACCAAGGAUUUCGGUGAGGAUCAAAAUAGAGGGGAAGAAUGGAAACGAGCCUUGCUGGAUAGAGUGAAAGAAUUGGAUAGUCCCUUGGAAGGCAUAUCGAUUGACUUUCCCGUACCAAAUCGAAUUAUCCUUGAAGCACUCAAAGAAGUGAAGGAGAUGGGAUUGGGUACACCGAAAACGAUAUUACUCAAAUCAAGUGAUGAAGAUCUUUUCGAACUGCUAGAUCUAGUCUCGCCAACUGUUACAAACUUGAACAUCUGGAUAAACAUAACUCAUGAGAAUACUCAGAUAUGUCUAAGGGACUUUUUGGUCAAGAUGCCAUGGAAGAAACUCGGAUGUUUGAGGAUAUUUAAACUCUGUGUGAGAAGGUACCCUGCCUCUGUGGGAGAUCACCAACAAAUCCAGUUGGAGGAUGAUCCAGAUAAAUCAUUUGAUCCUGAGGAGCUAGGCGAACCGUACAAUCCAGGAGAAUUUCAUAUGUUUAGUGAAUUCAACUUACACAUACUCUACCCCCCUGAUAUUAAUGGAGGUCAAUUCGAACAUCAAAUUCAAUUAGACCUGGAACACCUCUCUUCGUUGGCUAGAUCCAUGAUGAAGAUAGUAGGUUUGUUUACCUCGGCUGGAUUGACGAUAGGGUACAAUUCAGAGACAAUGAAUGAUGUAGUCAAGUCGAACAUGUACUCCAGAAAGAUGAAUGAUGGAUUGUGGAAUGAGAUGAGCGUUAUUAGGAAAGAAUAUUGGGAUAAGAAGAAAGGACAACCAUGA
Messenger RNA from Kwoniella mangroviensis CBS 8507, 1290 nucleotides. RefSeq lists its product as uncharacterized. NCBI's taxonomy places the organism in Eukaryota, Fungi, Basidiomycota, Tremellomycetes, Tremellales, Cryptococcaceae. Bases 1 to 1290 code for a protein of 429 amino acids. The transcript is spliced from 2 exons. The record is from RefSeq and is a predicted model, not a curated record.